GCAGACAUGGAUGGCAAACCUGAGAAACUCUGUCUUAAGGCCGAGGUGGGACUGGUGGGGGGCCUGUCCCUCAUCGCGGGGGUCAUGAUCGGCUCCGGGAUUUUUAUGUCCCCUCAGACAGUCCUGAUGAACAUUGGAAGUCCCGGUGCCAGCCUCCUGAUCUGGGCCUGUUCUGGAGUGUUGUCAAUGCUAGCAUCGCUGAGCUACAGCGAACUGGGUACAUUGAUACAAGAGUCCGGAGGAGAAUACAUCUACAUACUGCGCACUUCAGGCAAGCUAAUGGCUUUCGUUUUUGUCUUUAGUUCAGUCGUAGUUGUGAGGCCGGCCAGCAUGACCGGAGUAGCGCUCAGCUUUGCCCAGAAUGCUGUUGCACCCUUCUACGAGGACUGUAUGCCCCCUGACAUAGUGGUGAAGUGUGUAGCUGCCGUUGGUAUUUUGCUCCUGGCCCUUAUAAACUGCCUGAGUGUGCGCUUUGCGAUGGCUGUUAACAUAUUCCUGUUGGCAGCUAAAUCCAUCGCACUGCUGGUUAUUUCCAUUGGCGGUGUGGUGAUGCUCAUUCAAGGAAACACUGCCAACUUUCAAAAUGCAUUCGAAGGGACUAACUAUAGCAUCAGUGUAAUAGGAUUGGCUUUCUAUCAGUGCUUGUGGUCCUACGAUGGCUGGAACAACCUUAACUCUGUGACUGAGGAGCUCAAGCGUCCUGAGGUAAAUUUACCCAGAGCAAUACUGAUUGCCAUCCCGGUGGUAACGAUCCUCUACCUGCUGGUUAAUGUCAGUUAUCUGGCUGUCAUGACUCCACGAGAGAUGAUACUGUCCAAUGCUGUAGCUGUUACAUGGGGGAACAAAGUGCUGGGAAGCUGGGGCUGGGUGAUGUCUCUUGCUGCAGCAUUGUCUUCCUUUGGAUCUCUGAAUGGAUCAUUCUUCAGCGGAGGACGGGUCUGCUUUGUGGCUGCAAGAGAGGGACACAUGCCGAGCAUCCUAGCCAUGGCUCAUGUGCGGCGUCUCACUCCUGCUCCAGCUCUUAUCUUUACCACCAUUAUCUCCCUCAUUGUGCUUAUACCUGGAGAUUUCCAGGGCAUCAUUAACUUUUUCAGUUUUACAUCCUGGCUGUUUUAUGGGAUUACGAUAUCAGGGCUACUUUAUCUGAAAAUCAAAUUCCCUGAUCUUCCUCGUCCAUACAAGGUUCCCAUUUUCAUUCCCAUCCUGGUGCUGCUGGCUUCUGUGUUCCUGGUUCUUGCACCCAUCAUUGACAAUCCUCAGAUGGAGUACCUGUAUGUGUCCCUCUUCAUCCUCAGUGGAGUUUUUAUUUAUAUUCCCUUUAUUCACUAUAAAGUGUGUCCACGUCUGCUUGAUAAACUCACUGUGUUUCUGCAACUGUUCCUGGAGGUGGCGCCAGCAGAAAAGAAUUUAUAAGACACCAGAGCUGCUCGGAGACCUCACGCUGUUAAAACUUAAAGCUGCUUGUAUAAAUGGAUUUCUCAUUUAUUAUCACUGUAACAUUAAAAUAAUGAUUAGCAUUUAAAAUACAGUAGUACCUUGAAGCUCAACGUCAAUUGGUUCUGGGAGUGCCGUUGAGUUUUAAGGUAUUUUUUCCCAUAAGGAUGUAUGGGAAACCUGUUAAAUGUGUUCCAUGGUCCUGUGGAACUGCAUAUAUAUUUUAGGCUUCUGUAAAAUAAUAGGUUUGUUUUUGACACUUAUACAAUGAAAAUAACAUGAUUAUUAUAUAAAAAACACUGAAAUACAAUUGAAAAACAGUUAAAAAUCAAUAAAAAAAUACAAGAAUUCU
This is a messenger RNA of Trichomycterus rosablanca, 1786 nucleotides long. Its product is annotated as b(0,+)-type amino acid transporter 1. NCBI's taxonomy places the organism in Eukaryota, Metazoa, Chordata, Actinopteri, Siluriformes, Trichomycteridae. Bases 7 to 1413 code for a protein of 468 amino acids. Gene Ontology annotation, cellular component: membrane. Gene Ontology annotation, molecular function: L-amino acid transmembrane transporter activity. The transcript is spliced from 6 exons. The record is from RefSeq and is a predicted model, not a curated record. Gene Ontology annotation, biological process: amino acid transmembrane transport.